GGAUUCGUCCUCCUGAGUCUCGCAUUCUUCCUAGUCCUUAUACCCGUCCAACACAUCGCCCGAAUAGAGGCCGACCUGGUACGGCGGACUUGCUCCCUCCCCCCCUUGGCUCGUCCUCCUAGCUAUCCCGAGAUGCUCCGUGCAUAAAUUCGCUAAUGGGUCACGUUCAACUUGGUAGCAUCCGCGGUCGCCUAGCCUUGGAAUUUCUGCUCGAGAACAACUCCGGCGCAGAGGCUCCUUCUAGCCGGGGUGCUCUGACGCUGGACCCUGGAUAUGACAGAGAACGAUGGGCUAAUGAGGGUAUUCUGGCCGGCCGAUAUUGUAGUGUCUGAUUUUCCGGGCGUCAUUGUCGGUUGGAGGAACUCGAGCCUCGACGUCGUUGUCAUCGCUGUCUUAGACCACGUUGCUCCGUCAAAUGUCGAAAAUGCCUUGGCUACGGGUAUUCUACUGCGUAGUGCGCCCCACCCCGUUCCCCGAAUUUUUGAGCUAUGCGAGCAGUCCUCGAUGUAUGUUCUCGGUGUCACCAAUCGCGAACCCGACUUCGAGCUAGAUCCCUUAUGGGUACACGCCACCGUCGGCCGGUCAUGCCGGGUGCCCAAGGUUGCCUGCCCGACGGCAUCGAGCAUCCAGAUCAUCCAGUUCGAGAGGCCCAUCCCGCGGCGCAUGCAAUAUAUAUCCCUCAACCCUAUCGCGCUCUCUCUGGCCGACAAGGAGGAGGAGGCCUCGUACCACGCCUCCGACAGCUCUGAACCGGAGGACGAGAAAUGGGAACGGAAGAACAAGCAGAAGAAGCGCGCGCUAGUGGAGAAGUUGAAGCAGCACACGGUCGUCCGGCAUGCCCCGUCCCGGAAGGACGAGGCGCUCUCGAGGAUUGUGAACCAGAUCAACUGGGCGUGGGAACUGGAACACCUGCUACAGAAAAAUGUGACACUUAUUGGCGCCCGGCCGAAGCGAACGCUCAGUGUCUCCGAAAGAGUGGUGGAGCACGCUACUAACAUGCGAGACUACGUAGUCCUGUGGAUAUGGGACAUGAUCAUUAUCUACGCAUUCCCCGUGAUCCGCAAGGUCUUCAUCUUAAUUCUCCUCGGCCAUCGCUUCGCAGCCGAGGCGCUGCUGCUGAUACUGGAGUGGAGAGCCCGGCCGACUUCGCCUGCGCUCAAAGACGUGUCGGCGACAGCCCAGCAGGUGGAGAUACGCCUCCAGCAGUUUUGUUACUGGCCGAUGCAGUAUGUGAAGCUCCGGCUGCGAAAAAACGACUGGGACAGCGUAACUACCAGCCACCCCGACUAUAUUCGUUUUUACAAUAGUUUGUGGCUCGUCGCCAACGAUGUGAUCAUGGGCAUCGCCCUCGGCUCCUACAUCAUCGACAACGCCGACCGGGUCGCCGACACGAUCAAUAUGCUUCUAGAGACCUAUACUAUAGCGGCCCUGCAGAGCAGCAUAUCCUGGCUCAUGGGUUGGCCCGCGGGCCUGAAGCUGAACAGCGAACUAGCCCUGUUCCUGGGCGAUCUGUUCCUCUGGGUGAUUGAUUACUGGUCCAGCUGCAUCAGCACCCUGCAACCUCUGUUGCCGCACGUCAUCUGGUUUAUCGGCUUCUCGAGCUUUGGGGGUGCCAGCAUGCCCAUCGCCCUCUUCUCAGACCUCCUCUCGAUACUAACCAUCCAUAUAUACUCCUUUUAUAUGGCCUCGGCGCGCAUCUUCCAUUGGCAGCUGACCAUACUGCUUUCCCUCUUCCAAUUAUUCCGAGGCAAAAAGUACAACGUCCUGCGCAACCGUGUCGACGCGUGCGAUUACGAUCUCGAUCAACUCCUCGUCGGCACCAUUCUGUUUACCCUCCUCUUUUUCCUGCUCCCCACUGUGGUCGUCUUCUAUCUCAAUUUUGCGCUCGCGCGCAUGGCCAUUAUAUCUUUCAAGGCCGUUUUCGACACGAUGCUCUCCUGUUUGAACCAUUUCCCACUGUUCGCGCUGAUGUUACGGGCAAAGGACCCGAGACGUCUCCCAGGCGGCAUUCGUUUUGAACUUCGUGAUACCCCCGAUAGACUUAUUGAUUCCAAGUCACCCUCAUCCUCCCCUUCGCAGCCUACCUCUAUCAUCCAUGUCAAGCCGAUACCCCUCUCAUUCACCGCGAUGUUCCACCAAUACUUUCAGAUGGGCGGCCGCAUCCGCAAACAUUACCUGUCCUUUCGCGUGCUCUUCUGCCUCGUCACCGGUCGAUUCGUCCCACCGAUCCAUCGCAAAGCCCUGUACUCUCUGCAGUAUAGCAUGCUCCCCGCGCGCAGAGCCGGCAUCAUGGAGAUGUGGGAGGCACUCAACUCCCUACCGGCUAAGAAACGGCCGGUCAACAUAUUUCCUUACGGGCUCCCGGCGCGCGCGACGCUCAAUGGACGACGGAAUGCCAACGGGCACGCGGGGAAAGGCAUUUGAUCUGCACGGGCAUGGUGGGAAACGGCCCGGGGUCUUCAGAUCGGUGGCUCUGGGUAUAAUGGGCUUCUGAUAGAUUAUGGUAAUGAUUCGCGACCUACUGGUAGACGGGACGGAUGGACGACGGCCAGUGACUUCUCAGCAGCGUACGACGAGGAACGCGCCGCGAAGCGGAUCUUUUUUAUGAGAGACUACUCCACGAUACCUUGGUAUUUCUAGCACGUUCCGUCGGGACAACAGCUAGUCUGUGAUUACGACUCGUCCAUCUUCGCUUCCCCAGUGAUCCCCACAUGAUAGCUUCCCAGUCCCACGUAGGACGAUGCGUACGCUCAUCAGAGCAGAUGUGGCGCGUUGGGGUCGAAGAGUAUUAAUAUCUGGACAGUAUUCUGCUCUGGGGAAAAAAGGCAACGGUCGUGUUUCCCAGGGGGUGUUG
Molecule: messenger RNA, 2854 nt
Organism: Durotheca rogersii
Lineage: Eukaryota; Fungi; Ascomycota; Sordariomycetes; Xylariales; Xylariaceae
Product: Gpi1-domain-containing protein
Exons: 4
Coding region: 274-2424 (716 amino acids)
Biological process (GO): GPI anchor biosynthetic process
Cellular component (GO): endoplasmic reticulum; membrane
Source: RefSeq, a predicted model, not a curated record